Messenger RNA from Coregonus clupeaformis (lake whitefish), 2959 nucleotides. Its product is annotated as zinc finger protein 595-like. The record is from RefSeq and is a predicted model, not a curated record. The coding region runs from base 266 to 2020 and encodes 584 amino acids. Gene Ontology annotation, molecular function: RNA polymerase II transcription regulatory region sequence-specific DNA binding; DNA-binding transcription factor activity, RNA polymerase II-specific. The transcript has 5 exons. Gene Ontology annotation, biological process: regulation of transcription by RNA polymerase II. NCBI's taxonomy places the organism in Eukaryota, Metazoa, Chordata, Actinopteri, Salmoniformes, Salmonidae. Gene Ontology annotation, cellular component: nucleus.
GGGUAGGUCGCGGACGAGAGGAAGUCCACAUGGAAAAAUGGUAGCUACUAUAGUACAGUCUGCAUUUCAGUGGACAGUUAAACAACAGUAAAUAUUGUUUAUUGCAUGCUCCAUAGGUUGAAGAUAUACACCCAAAUACGUCAACGACAAAGCCAACGGAGUUGUUUUAGGGACCGCUGUUUUUGAAGCUGAGCUUCCAGCUGGUGCACCUGGGUGACGUCACACAGUCCUGAGUCGGGUGGAAGCGGAGCCAGUUAAUCCAGAGAUGUCAGAGAAGGUGCAGAAUGCCUUUAGGGUGCAGUUGUCCUCUGUCAUGGACUCCCUGCUCACAGCGGCUGUGUGUGAGAUCGCCAAAGUCUUUGAGGGCAGUCUGAGUCAGCAGCAGGAGGAGCUGACACAGAGAGGAGACGAGAUCUCUGCAUUGAAGGGGAAGCUGAAGCAGGCAGAGAGGAGGUUGAAGGAGGGAUUAAAAGGAGGAGAGGACCUGGACAAUACCUCUGGACAAACAGUCUCUUCCAUGAUGACAAUUUCUGAGACAGAAGAAGUACCCGAUUGGUGCGAGCCCCUUCAGUCAGAAGAUUCCUUAAUUCCGCUCUCAAAGAUCAAAAAGGAAAAUAAGUCGCCAUGGGUGGACCUGCGACCACUGAGUGUGUGUCUAUGGCGCAUCCCUAACAUCAAAAUAGAGCAGGCUGAAGAUUUUGAUAACCACCUGCUGACGGCCCUAGCCAGGAGUCCUCCACGAAAAGGGUCGGCUGCGGAGUGGUUGUUGAACAGACGGUUAAGAGACUUACCUGAACUGAGUGCGACAGGGUCAGGGUAUGGUCAGGGUUCAGUGGGACGCGGUCGGGGGCAGGGGCUGAGGAUGACCCAUGGUCGUCUGCUGCGUAUGCUCAAACAAGAAAAGCCGGAACCCCAGAGCAGUGACUUAUCAAACAAGAAUGUCUCAAGACCCCGCACAAGACAAGGAAAAGAUAGUGACUUCCAAAACAAACACAGUGAGGGCAGACAUGGGAAAACGAGUGACCUAGUGAAGAAGGUAGGAAGGAAAAGAAAGCAUUUCAAAAUGGAUCCUGAUGCGGACGAACAAGCGACAAUCAGUGGAACUGACAAGAGUUUCAGCUGCAAAUACUGUGGGAAGGGCUUUGGCCGUGAGUUUGGUCUUUCUGUGCACAUGAGGAGUCAUAAAAAGGUGAAAAUCAAGGGGACAUACAAAUGUCCUCAGUGUCCCAAAAGGUUUCAUUACCCAAGUGUACUUCGUGCACACAUGUGUAACAGCCACGAGAAGAAGAAACCUUGCUCCAGCGUCAAUGAAAUGUCAGACUCCAUCAAGCAAAAAGUGAAACCCCUCUCCCCCUGCAGAGCCAAGACUACUUCCUGCAACAACAAACCUCUCUCUGCCAGCAAGGCUAAACCUCUCUCCCCGAAAGACAAACCUACGUCCCCAAACAAUAAAGCUAGCACAUCCAAAGAAAGCAGCACAUAUUCAAAACUGUAUUCUUGUUACGUUUGCCUUAAGAAAUACUGUACUGCACAUUCCCUGCGGGACCAUGAGCGCAUUCACACAGGUGAGAGACCAUACCCUUGUAACCAGUGUGGGCAGAGGUUCCGUGUAAAGCAGUUCCUGAAAUUACACUUGCGUAAAGCCCAUACGAAUGUGUACGGGGAUGAGGAGAGCAGCGGAGACCUCUCCUGGACUGCACCAGUGGAGGAACCCAUGGAAAUUGGUGCAGAGCAGCAACCUGCCAUCAAGUCAAAAGGAAAAGAUGAUCAACCAGCAAAGGCAAACAGCAAAUGGAAGCAAAUGACAGAAACAGACGGCCUGUUCCAAUGCACAGUGUGUAAAAAGCUGCUAAGUUCACAGAUUAGCCUCGUUCAACACUUCCGCAUCCACACAGGUGAGAAACCGCUGAACUGCGAAGUGUGGCAAGAAAUUCCGCUGCCAUCCCGUCUUGAUCAGCCACCGGAGGUCCGCCCACCCGGGAAAGAAGUACCGGUGCCUGAAGUGUGUGAAGCAAUUUGAGACCAUGGCAGAACGUAAUAGACAUUUGCUACAAGUCCACCAGUUCAAGAAACAGAACCCGCGAUCCCACUGUCCUCGCUGUAGCAGGACUUUCCACAACAGUAACUACAUUAGGAUCCACUAUGAAACAGUCCAUGCCUGAGUCCAUAUGGCUUGGCUCAGUCAAAUUGGAAUGUUCAGCCGGGCCGAGGUCAAUUCCAAUUAUAUUCAGGAGAUACAUUUGUUACGUCUAUGAGAUACAUUUGUUACGUCUAUUUGAAGUUAAAUUUGGGAUUUGAAAAGUGCUGUUCAUUUUCAAUGAGGGUUUUUGUAAUCAUUGACUGAUGAAAAAGGAAUUGACCCCAACCCUGGUACCCAGUGAACUAACAUGAUGCUGAGAGAAGAUGAGGAAAGAGCAAACUCAAUAAAAGUUGAUAUGGUGAUCAAUCCGUUUUCUUGUGGGUAGCAGGUUGUCAGCUAAUCACUUUAUUUUUAUUUUUUUAAAGUCAGUGCCAGACUGGUUUAUGAUGAUUUGAUUUAGGCAUGAUUUUUGUAUUAUGUUUCCCGUUUUUGUUAUAUGUCUCUGAUAUUGUUUAUAUCAUGUAUUAUUAUGACAAAUGUAACAUUAAUUGUACUGUAUAUUGGGCUCCCUAGUGGCGCAGCGUCUAAGGCACUGCAUCUCAGUGUUUGAGGCGUCACUACAGACCCCCGAUUCCAGGCUGGAUCACAACCAGCGGUGAUUGGGAGUCCCAUUUGGCCCAGCGUCGUCCGGGUUUGGCCGGUGUAGGCCGUCAUUGUAAAUAAGAAUUUGUUCUUAACUGACUUGCCUAGUUAAAUAAAGGAAAAAUAAAAAAAUAUUGCCCCUGCACAGGGCAGAGAAGACCCAUGUUUCUAUCUCUUCUGAUAAUAUAUGUUUGUUCCAACAGCUUUUUUUAAACAUAAAUAAAAUCUGACAUACUG